AUGCCUAUGCCACAUUAUUUGUCAACGUCCUAAUAGACUUUGAAAGAAUACAGUCUGGUCGACUCUGAUUAUAACGAAUCUUGGAUUAUUCAUUUUUCUACAAAUACAGAAGAACUUAGCUUACUUGCUUUUCAUAUUUGACAGAAAACAGUUUUUUUUAUCAACACAAGUGAAAAAUAGGAGCAAAUGAGCGAUAAUUGGAGCUAGUUUUGUCGUAUCAUCAGAUGGCCGAUCAAGAAAAAAUGAUCAAUUGCCUGAAAGCUGAUGAAGCUUGUCAUAUGACCAGUGAUGAUGUCUUACACUUAAUGAGAUCAGAUAUUCAACAUGGUUUGAGUCAUAACGAUGCUGCUGUUCGGCAGCGAAUCCAUGGACUAAAUGACUUCGAAAUCAAUGAAGAUGAACCACUAUGGAAAAAAUACUUAAGUCAAUUUAAAGAUCCUCUAAUAAUGUUGCUUUUAGGUUCAGCUAUCGUUAGUUUGUUUAUGAGGCAAUUUGAUGAUGCAAUUAGUAUUACUGUUGCAAUUAUUAUUGUCGUUACUGUUGCUUUUGUUCAAGAGUAUCGCUCUGAAAAGUCCUUGGAGGCUCUAACUAAACUUGUGCCUCCAAAAUGCCACUGUCUCAGGAAUGGAAAAUAUGAAACAUUCCUUGCUCGAGAGCUUGUACCUGGUGAUAUUGUAUCCUUAUCUACUGGUGAUCGAGUUCCUGCUGAUAUAAGAAUAUUCGAGGCUUUCGAUCUGGCUAUUGACGAAUCCUCUUUCACUGGGGAAACUGAACCGGCCAGAAAAUUAACAGAAUCUCUGCGAGGGGAAAAAGCAUUUAAUGUAACUGAUAUGCAGAAUAUAGCUUUCAUGGGUACAUUAGUAAGAUGUGGGAAUGGAAAAGGGGUAGUCAUUGGUACGGGUGAUAAUUCCGAAUUUGGGGAAAUAUUUCGAAUUAUGAAGGCAGAAGAACCGCCGAAAACGCCAUUACAAAAAUCUAUGAGUCUUUUGGGGAAACAGCUGUCGGCUUAUUCUUUUAUAGUAAUUGGACUAAUUAUGGUAACUGGUUGGAUUCAGGGACGUAAAUUGCUAAAGAUGUUUAAUAUAGGAGUUUCUUUGGCGGUUGCUGCAAUUCCAGAAGGUCUUCCGAUUGUUGUAACUGUGACAUUGGCCAUUGGUGUGAUGAGAAUGGCGAAAAAGAAAGCUAUAGUAAAAAAAUUGCCGAUUGUAGAGACGCUCGGCUGUGUUAAUGUGAUUUGUUCCGAUAAAACAGGAACGUUAACAAAGAAUGAAAUGACUGUUACAAGAAUAGUGAGUUCAGAUGGAGAUGAAGCCGAGGCAACCGGAUUAGGUUAUAGUGGAACGGGACAAGUUGUAUGUCGUGGUGAAACGGUCAACCCAGAAAAUCAUCCUUCACUUGUUAAAAUUGUUGAAAUUGGUGUCAUUUGCAAUAAUGCUCAAAUUGUUGAUGGUGAACUUCAUGGUCAGCCAACUGAGGGAGCUAUUCUGGCAGCAGCAGUUAAAAUGGAUAUGUAUUCCAUUCGAAAUCAAUAUAUUCGCCUUCAAGAAUGGCCCUUUAAUUCGGAUACUAAGAUGAUGACUGUAAAAGCCGCUGUUCGUGGUAAUGAAGAUGCUCAGACUUAUUUUGUGAAAGGAGCUGUUGAGAGAAUACUGCAACAUUGUACUAAAUUUAAUGAACGAGGAGUUCUUAGGCCAUUAACAAAUCAACAGUACAAUUUGUUUGUGUCUCAGGCUAAAAAUAUGGGAAGGAGUGGCUUGAGAGUUUUAGCAACUGCCUACGGAUCUUCAAUGAGUGAUUUAGCUUUUGUUGGCUUAAUUGGAAUGAUUGAUCCUCCCAGAGAGGGAGUUAAAGAAGCUAUCACAAUAUUACAAGAAACUGGUGUUGAGAUAAAGAUGCUCACAGGCGACAGUGAAGAAACUGCUGUUUCAAUUGCUAAUCGUCUAGGUCUAAAGUCAAGGAGAACGCUAUCUGGGGAGGAAGUUGACUCCUUAAGUUUUGAGGCACUUACAGCUUCGCUAAUUGAAUCUACUGUAUUAUAUCGAGUUAGUCCAAGACAUAAACAUGUUAUCAUUAAGGCACUACAAUCAACUGGCCAAAUUGUCGGUAUGACUGGGGAUGGAGUAAAUGAUGCUGUUGCUCUGAAAAGUGCUGAUAUUGGGAUAGCAAUGGGCAGGAGUGGGACAGAUGUUUCCAAGGAAGCAGCUGACGUGAUUUUAGUUGAUGAUAAUUUAAGAACAAUGGAAGCAGCCAUGGAAGAAGGAAAAGCCAUAUUUCAUAAUAUAAGAAAUUUUGUUAGAUUUCAAUUGUCAACUAGUAUUGCAGCUUUAACAUUAAUUACCAUUUCGACUUUUGCAAAUUUGCCAAAUCCUCUAAACGCCAUGCAAAUUUUAUGGAUAAACAUUAUUAUGGAUGGCCCCCCCGCCCAGUCUUUGGGUGUUGAGCCGGUGGAUGAUGAUACAAUCAAGCAACCACCGCGCAAAGCCACAGAAUCAAUUAUAACUAGACCCUUAAUGACAAAUGUUCUACUCUCUGCGACUAUUAUUGUUAGUGGAACUCUCUGGGUGUUUUGGCGAGAAAUGGCAGAUAAUAAAAUUACUCCACGCGACACUACAAUGACUUUUACUUGCUUUGUUCUAUUCGAUAUGUUUAAUGCUCUAUCUUGUAGGUCUCAGAAAAAAUCUAUUUUGCAGCUGGGAUUUACGACGAAUCGAACUUUUUUAUUGGCAGUCGGUGGUAGUUUGUUGGGACAGCUAUUGGUCGUCUACUUUCCCCCUCUACAACGUACAUUUCAAACUGAGGCACUAUAUAUAACUGACUUUAUCUUUUUGAUAACCCUAACGUCAUCGGUUUUUAUUGUCUCUGAGGUCAAAAAAUGGUUCGAGAGGGUUUAUUCAGUUAAAAGAGACAGAUUUGAGCGAAUACCUUCUGAUUACGUGUAG
Messenger RNA from Dimorphilus gyrociliatus, 2939 nucleotides. The record is from the annotation of a GenBank genome assembly. NCBI's taxonomy places the organism in Eukaryota, Metazoa, Annelida, Polychaeta, Dinophilidae.